Molecule: messenger RNA, 2124 nt
Organism: Anneissia japonica
Lineage: Eukaryota; Metazoa; Echinodermata; Crinoidea; Comatulida; Comatulidae
Exons: 2
Coding region: 1-2124 (707 amino acids)
Source: RefSeq, a predicted model, not a curated record
AUGAAUACACCUUCAUCUGGCAAGGGAAACCUGAAGGUUCUGCAAAGAGAAUACGGAGUCGGAUUUGCAAUCCGCAACUCAAUUAAGAAAUCAACUCUGCAGAAAGGUAGAGUUACAGAACGACUUAUUGCUCUUGAAAUCCAAACUAAAGCUGUAGCUAUCACACUCAUUUGUGCAUAUGCACCCACUCUUCUUGCAGAUCCUGAAGCCAAAGAUGAUUUCUACUCUGAACUUGAAGCAUUAGUUGAUUCAUUUCCACCUGACAGCCAUCUCAUCUUACUUGGAGAUUUCAAUGCAAGAAUAGGAAAAGAUCACAUCGCGUGGCCGUCUUGUCUCGGACAGUUUGGAAUUGGAAAAAUGAAUGAGAAUGGACAGCGUCUAUUGGAACUCUGUACAUUUAACCAUCUGUGCAUCACUAACACCUUCUUCCAGUCAAGCGUCUCACAUAAGGUAUCAUGGCGACAUCCUAGGUCUAAAGCCUUGCAUCAAAUUGAUCAUAUUAUUACCCAACGAAGUUUUCUUAACAACAUAAACAUUUCUUGUACAUACCAUAGUGCCAUUUGCGAUACUGACCAUUCUCUUGUAGGCUGUACUAUUAAGAUACAUAGCAAGCCAAAUUUCAUAAACUCUAAACCUCAACCGAAGAAUAAUCUUGAAAAUGUUAAAGUACCAGAGCAGGCUGCUUUGUUUCAACUUCUAUUGGAGAAAAAUAUAAAAGAACCAUCCUUAGAAACAUCUCCUGAAGAAUAUUGGCAAAACAUCAAAGAAACAACGCUUCGAUCAAAGCCUAUGGCAAAGCUGCAAAGAAGAACUCGGAAUGAUUUGAUGUUAACCAGAAGUGAUGUUCAGCGAACUGUUAGAGCCUGUGUAAAUGAGUACUGGGAAGAAUUGAGUACUACUAUUCAAAUUGAUGCAGAUACUGGGAACAUCAGAGGCAUGUAUGAAGGAAUCAGGAAAGCAUUUGGACUUACAGUUAGAAAAACUGCUCCAAUUAAAUAUAUCUCUGGUAAUUCCCUCACAAGUCGAGAAGACCAGCUCAAUAGAUGGGUUGAACAUUUCUCGAGCAUUUACUCUGUUGAAAAUCAGGUCUCUGAAACAGUUUUAGAAUGUGUCAGAAGCUUUCCUCCUAUGAACGAGCUUGAUGUUCCGCCCACAUUAGAAGAAUUAAAGAAAGCAAUCGAAAACUUACUUGUCCGCAAGGCUACAGGAGAGUAUGGUAUUUCUGGAGAAGUUAUUAAGAGUGGUGGUCAUAUACUAACAAACCACUUACACAUUAUUUUAUGUAUGUGCUGGGAAAAGAGCAUUAUUCCACAAGAUCUGAAGGAUGCUAACAUCAUAACGCUGUAUAAAAACAAAGGUGAUCGAGGUAACUGUGAUAACUACAGAGGCAUCUCUCUUUUAAGCAUUGUAGGAAAAGUUUUCGGAAGAGUUGUCUUUGAAAGGCUUCUAGUGCUCGCAGACAGAGUGUAUCCUGAGUCGCAGUGUGGUUUCCGCCCAAAAGGUUCCACAGUGGACAUGAUAUUUACACUUCGCUUGUUGCAGGAGAAAUGCAAGGAAAAACAACAACCUCUCUACUUGGUAUUUAUUGACCUGUCUAAAACGUUUGAUCUGGUGAGUCGUGAUGGUCUAUUCAAGAUCCUGUACCAUGUCGACUGCCUGCCAAAGCAGCAGAUCAUUAGGGCAUUCCACGAUGGGAUGCAAGCACAUGUUAUUUAUGAGGGUUCAAAAUCAAGACCAUUUGAUGCGAAGAGCGGCGUAAAGCAAGGGGAUGUUCCAGCUUCUACAUUAUUUGGAAUCUUCUUUGCCGUGGUCCUAAUGCAUGCAUUCGCCAACUACCAAUCUGGUAUCCAUCUGAAUGGCAGAAUGGAUGGCAAGCUCUUGAAUAGAUCUAGGCUGAAAGCUAUAACAAAGAUCAGAGAUUUCUUGCUGAGGGAACUGUUAUAUGCUGACGAUGCUUGCUUUUGUGAUCUACUUGACGAAGGGCUACAAAUUAUGAUGGAUGCUUUUUCCAACUCCUGCAAAGAGUUUAGUUUGUCAAUUAACCAACCUAAAACAAAGAUUCUAGUCCAAGGUGUGAACGAAGCUCCCAACAUCUUGUUGUAUAACACAUCCUUUGAAGUUUAA